AAUCACAUUUGUGGCAUUAUUGUGCCGAUUGCCAUUGGUUUUUUUCGUCUAUUUAUUUGAGGAUUCCUAAUAGGUGACUGAUAGGCGCGAAGUGGUUAGGAUACAAGCCGGUAAUUUAAAAAAUAAAAAAAUAAUAUUCAGAAAAAAAAGUAUCAGCGCUUUACCAGUUAUGGCCGAUAAUGAAGACUUGGGUUUAGGUGAGGAUCACAUAGAUUCCUUUGAAGACGCUAACGGAAUGCACGACGAGGCUCUGUUAAAUGACACAGAUGGAGAUGGAACUGCUGCAGAUGAUCCAGAGUUGGAAGCCAUCAAGGCGCGAGUACGGGAAAUGGAAGAAGAGGCUGAGAAAUUGAAACAGUUACAAAAUGAAGUGGAUAAACAGAUGAAUAUGGGAAGUCCACCUGGACUUACGAGUCCUUUGAAUAUGUCACUGGAGGAAAAAAUGGAAGUGGACAACAGAAGUAUUUAUGUUGGUAAUGUGGACUAUGGGGCGACGGCUGAAGAACUGGAACAACAUUUCCAUGGAUGUGGUUCCAUCAACAGGGUUACUAUACUUUGUAACAAAUAUGAUAAUCAUCCCAAGGGGUUUGCUUAUAUCGAAUUCGGUGAUAGGGACUCUGUACAAACUGCAAUGGCAAUGGAUGAAUCAUUAUUUAGAGGAAGACAGAUUAAGAUAAUGCAGAAAAGGACGAACAGACCAGGAAUCUCGACUACUAAUCGGCCUCCGAGAGGCAGAAGUUCAUUCCGUGGCAGUCGAGGAAUAAGUCGUGGUUUUUACUCAGGAUAUAGACCUAUACGCCGAGCAAGGGGCUAUAGACGAGGAUAUUUUGCUCCGUAUUGACUGGUUUGUAAGAAAGCACUGUUUUUCUUGUUUUUCCAAUCACACCCUCAUUGUUUUUCUAAGUUAAUAUUAUG
Diabrotica balteata is the source of this 915-nucleotide messenger RNA. The record is from the annotation of a GenBank genome assembly. NCBI's taxonomy places the organism in Eukaryota, Metazoa, Arthropoda, Insecta, Coleoptera, Chrysomelidae.